AUGAUAUUGGAGAAAACACUGCAAAGAUCAAGGAAAGAAUGGUCACGAAAGCUAGAUGAUGCACUGUGGGCUUAUAGAACAACGUUUAAAACACCUAUCGGGAUGUCACCGUAUAGGUUGAUAUUUGGAAAAGCUUGCCAUCUGCUGGUGGAAUUAGAGCAUAAGGCCUAUUGGGCUAUGAAGACCCUCAACAUGGACUUGGAAGCUGUAGGAAAGAAAAGAUUGCUGCAUUUGAAUGAGCUGGAGCAGUUGAGAAAUGAGGCUUAUGAGAAUGCGAAGAUCUACAAGGAAAGAACGAAGAAGUGGCAUGACCGAAGCUUAGUCAAAAAGGAGUUUCAACCUGGGUAG
Cannabis sativa is the source of this 348-nucleotide messenger RNA. RefSeq lists its product as uncharacterized. NCBI's taxonomy places the organism in Eukaryota, Viridiplantae, Streptophyta, Magnoliopsida, Rosales, Cannabaceae. Gene Ontology annotation, molecular function: nucleic acid binding. The coding region runs from base 1 to 348 and encodes 115 amino acids. The record is from RefSeq and is a predicted model, not a curated record. The transcript has a single exon.